Molecule: messenger RNA, 642 nt
Organism: Cryptococcus amylolentus CBS 6039
Lineage: Eukaryota; Fungi; Basidiomycota; Tremellomycetes; Tremellales; Cryptococcaceae
Exons: 1
Coding region: 1-642 (213 amino acids)
Source: RefSeq, a predicted model, not a curated record
AUGCCUCGAGUAGACCUUCCUCUUGAUAUCCAGCAGGGCCUUGACCCUCUCUUCCUUCAGGCCCUACAGUCCUUUGGCGACUCCUCUGAAGACGAGGGCGACGACCUGCUCGACCCUACCGGUCUCGACCUACCCCCUCUCGACCAUAUUUCCAUUCCGGAUUCCGGCUCUGAAGGCGACAGCUCACACAAGAGCUCUGGAGGUCUCUCUCCCCAUGCAAGCAGAGACGGGGGUGACGAUGACUUCUCCAGGUCACUGCCCUCCUUUUCCCCUGGGCCCUCGGAUUCGUCCGGCUCUUCGGGGCUCGACCCUUCUCCUCUUGAUCAGGACAGCCCUAGACCUUCACCUGUCAGGCAACCCAGGGAAGGGAGCUGGAGAGUGAACAGUUUGAGAGGCAGGGGAUUGCAUCGGCAUUCUGAAAGGUGCGACGAGGGCGACGACCUGCUUGACCCUACCGGUCUCGACCUACCCCCUCUGGACCAUAUUUCCAUUCCGGAUUCCGGCUCUGAAGGCGACAGCUCACACAAGAGCUCUGGAGGUCUCUCUCCCCAUGCAAGCAGAGACGGGGGUGACGAUGACUUCUCCAGGUCACUGCCCUCCUUUUCCCCUGGGCCCUCGGAUUCCUCUGUAUCUAAUGCAUGA